AUGGCGACCCCGCCUCCGCGCUUCCGGCCUCCGCCUCCCGGCGGCGGCCCCGGGCCGCCGCGGCCCCCGCGGGUCCGCUUCGAGCGCGCGGCCGAGUUCCGAGCGGUGUGCGCAGGCGCGGAGCUGGCGGAGGCGCGCGCCAUGGUGCGCGGGGCGCGCGCGCUGCUGGGCGGGGCCAACGCCGACGGCAUCAGCGCGCUGCACCAGGCCUGCAUCGACGAGAACAUGGAGGUGGUGCAGUUCCUGGUGGAGAGCGGGGCCGACGUCAACCAGGCCGACAACGAGGGCUGGACCCCCCUGCACGUGGCCGCCGCCUGCGGCUGCCGCCACAUCGCCCAGUACCUCCUGGAGCACGGGGCGGACGCGGCGGCCGUGACGAGCGACCUGGAGCUGCCGCUGGAGGUGGCCGAGGACGAAGGGCUGGAGGAGCUGCUGAGGGCGGAGCUGGAGCGCAGGGGGUGGGACAUCGUGGCCGCUAAGCGCGCGGAGGAGGAGCGGAUGCUGCGUGGCACGCGGCUCUGGCUGGGACUCGGGCAGCCUCCGCAGACUCGCCCUCUACCCGGCCACCGGGCCAGCGCUCUGCACCGUGGCGGCCGCCAAGGGCCAAGCAUCGAGGUCAUGAGGCUGCUGCUGGCGGCCGGGUACGACCCCGACGUGCGGGACAAGGAUCGGGUGGACCCCCUGCACGCGGCGGCGCAGGGGGUGGAGGAGGCCCGUCGGCUGCUGGCCGAGCACUCCAGGGUCAGCGCCCUGCGACCCGAGCGGACGAGGAGACCUUCCCUGCUGGAGGAGCUGCAGCGGCGCCAGCACCACGAGCUCCGUGAGCCGCCGCAGCUCCCGGGAGAAGCCUCGGUGCAGGACCAGGCCAAGGAGAGGGUCGGGCAGCUUGGGGGCCUUGCCCACUCCCUCCGAGGCCACGCCCCCGCCAAGGCCACGCCCCCCGUGCGCCGCCUGCCGCCUCCCUGCGCCUGCAGGCCCCGCCCACCCGCCCCACCAGCCCCCAGCGCCGAACCCGGAGCCCCCGGGACCCCGGAGCCGCCCGGCCGCGUGGGACCCCCCGGGUCCCGGGCCCCCCCGACCCCCCGUGCAGGUGAACAAAGGUGGGUGCCCCCCCGGGGCUCAGAGACCAACGGACCCCAGGACACCCCUCCCCCACAAAGCCGCCCCAGCCCCCCAAUGGGCUGCGACUCCCCCGGCCCCCCCAGCCCCCCGCCUUCGACUACCAGCAGCUGUUCCAGGAGCUUUGGGUGGAGAACGAGCGGAUUCGGGAGCAGCUGCAGGAGGCUGGAGCUGGCGCUGACCCAGACCCGGCUGGAGCUCGAGAGGGUCACCCAGCGCCAGGAGCGCAGCGCGGAGCGCCCGCGGCUGGAGCUGGAGAGAUUCGAGCGCCGGGCGCUGGAGCUGAAGGCGGCUGAACUGGAGGAGGAGCUGGGAAGGUGAACUCCCAAAAGGGCCGACAACCAGCGGCUCAAGGACGAGAACGCCCUGAUCCGGGUCAUCAGCAAACUGUCCAAGUGA
Molecule: messenger RNA, 1518 nt
Organism: Myiozetetes cayanensis
Lineage: Eukaryota; Metazoa; Chordata; Aves; Passeriformes; Tyrannidae
Product: protein phosphatase 1 regulatory subunit 12C-like
Cellular component (GO): cytoplasm
Molecular function (GO): enzyme inhibitor activity; protein kinase binding; phosphatase regulator activity
Source: RefSeq, a predicted model, not a curated record